Molecule: messenger RNA, 1669 nt
Organism: Acomys russatus (golden spiny mouse)
Lineage: Eukaryota; Metazoa; Chordata; Mammalia; Rodentia; Muridae
Gene: Nelfe
Product: negative elongation factor complex member E
Exons: 9
Coding region: 393-1592 (399 amino acids)
Biological process (GO): negative regulation of transcription elongation by RNA polymerase II
Cellular component (GO): NELF complex
Molecular function (GO): RNA binding
Source: RefSeq, a predicted model, not a curated record
AUCCUUCGCGCCUUCCUUGCCUGCGCGGCCCCCGCUUCUUCUUCCUCCUCCUCCUCUGGUUGCCCGGAUAGCGCUGCGCGGGCCCGGCCGCCUUCUCUGCCCACCGGACCCCGAGGUUGGCUGACCUAACCCCACUGGGCAUGGGGGUCGGGAGCCAUCGCCUUGGCGUCGCAGGGAGUGCUUUCCCUUCUCCGGGCUGAGGUGCCCCCAAGGCUCUGGUGUCUGGACCUUGGACAUAGGCGGGAAUGCCGGUUGAUUGCCGUGAGCAGGAGGUUGGACGGCAGCCCCGUUGAAACAAGGGGUUAGGGACAGGCCGCAGGCUGGAGUAGGCGGGCCUGGAGGUUGGGGUGCGUACAGGAUGCACAGAAGUUGGACGCCGUGUGAAUUUCUGAAUGCUGGCCCUAGAGCGUGAUGUCUUGGGUUCUGCCCUUGCACCAGGAGCCGACAUGUUGGUCAUACCUCCCGGACUGAGCGAGGAGGAAGAGGCACUGCAGAAGAAAUUCAGCAAACUCAAGAAAAAGAAAAAGGCCUUGCUGGCUCUGAAGAAGCAAAGCAGCAGUGGCACAGCAAGCCAGGGCGGAGUCAAGCGCUCACUAUCCGAGCAGCCUGUGGUGGACACUGCCACAGCAACAGAACAGGCCAAACAGCUGGUGAAGUCAGGAGCCAUCAGUGCCAUCAAGGCUGAAACCAAGAACUCAGGUUUCAAACGUUCUCGAACCCUCGAGGGGAAACUGAAGGACCCUGAGAAGGGGCCCGUCCCCACCUUCCAGCCGUUCCAGAGGAGCACAUCUGCUGACGAGGACCCGCAGGAGUCAUCCAGACGUCCACAGAGGAAAUCUCUGUAUGAAAGCUUUGUGUCUUCUAGUGAUCGGCUUCGGGAACUGGGACCAGAUGGAGAAGAGGCAGAGGGCCCCGGGACUGGUGACGGCCCCCCUCGAGGCUUCGACUGGAGCUACGAGGAACACGGUGGUGCCCGCUCCUCAGCCUCCCCGCCCCAGAGCCGCAGCCGCAGCCGGGACCGAAGUCAUGAAAGUAACCGAGAUCGGGACCGAGACAGAGAUCGUGACAGGGACAAAGAUCGGGACCGAGACAGAGAACGGGACCGGGACAGGGACAAAGAUCGGGAACGAGACAGAGACCGGGACCGCGACAGGGACAAAGAUCGGGAACGAGACAGAGAACGGGACCGGGAGCGAGACCGGGAGGGCCCUUUCCGCAGGUCAGACUCAUUCCCCGAGAGGAGGGCCCCUCGGAAGGGGAACACACUGUACGUGUACGGAGAGGACAUGACACCCGCCCUUCUCCGAGGGGCCUUCGCUCCCUUUGGAAACAUCAUCGACCUCUCCAUGGACCCACCCAGAAACUGUGCCUUUGUCACCUAUGAAAAGAUAGAGUCUGCAGAUCAGGCCGUCGCUGAGCUCAACGGGACCCAGGUGGAAUCCGUGCAGCUCAAAGUCAACAUAGCCCGAAAACAGCCCAUGCUGGACGUCGCUAUUGGCAACUCUGUGUGGGGCUCCCUCGCUGUCCAGAACAGCCCUACGGGUUGUCACCGGGACAAGAGGACCCAGAUUGUAUACAGUGACGAUCUGUAGGAAAGACACGAAGCUGGAUUCCUUGUGCCUCACACGCCCCCCAAGCUGGUCUCAGUAAAAUCCUGGGGUAGACGCUC